Messenger RNA from Blepharisma stoltei, 591 nucleotides. The record is from the annotation of a GenBank genome assembly. NCBI's taxonomy places the organism in Eukaryota, Ciliophora, Heterotrichea, Heterotrichida, Blepharismidae.
AUGGCCCUUCUAUUGUGUUUACUUUUUACUGGAGUAUUCAGUUUUGAAGUUUCUCUUCAACGUAGGGGAGUCCAAUGCUUCGGAGAGGAUCUUUCUAAGGGAACACUUUAUGUGGGAGAAGUUUCUACUAAUGAUAAGAGGCCUGAUUAUCGCCCUUUAUCAAUUAGAGCUUUGUUCAAAGAUAUCUCAGUCAUUUACGAAAAAGCAAAUAUAAACCAUGACAAGUUUAGCUUUACUUCAACAGACGAUGGACCACAUAUGCUUUGCAUUGAAAAUGCUGGACAAUUUGAAGUAUGGGCAGAUGUAAAAAUCUUGACUGGAGCUGCUGCCAAAGAUUAUAGCAAUGUUGCUUCGACCAAAGAUCUAAGAGAGUCAGAAAGAAAGAUCGAACUCAUAAAAGAGAACACAAAGCAAAUUCAUAAAGAAUUACAGCACAUUAGGGAGAGAGAGGAAGAAAUGAGGAACACAAAUGAAACAAUUCAUUCAAGGGUUGUGGCAUAUUCGAUCUUUACAAUUGUCUUUUUAAUUGCUUUAGCUUUGAUUCAGACUUUAUAUCUCAAAAGAUUCUUUAAAUCUAAGAAAAUGAUCUAA